Molecule: messenger RNA, 1146 nt
Organism: Macroventuria anomochaeta
Lineage: Eukaryota; Fungi; Ascomycota; Dothideomycetes; Pleosporales; Didymellaceae
Product: NGG1p interacting factor 3
Exons: 2
Coding region: 1-1146 (381 amino acids)
Cellular component (GO): cytoplasm; mitochondrion
Source: RefSeq, a predicted model, not a curated record
AUGAGUGCGAAUACUAGCUCUGCGCCCUUCUCGAAGGCCGUGGUAAGGGCGAUGCAAAAGCUCUAUCCAAAGGCACUUGCAGAUAACUCAUGGGACAAUACCGGACUGCUGCUAGAAGCUCCCUUCGACCCUUCACGCCGACAAGAUAACACAGUCCUCCUCACCAUCGACCUCACCAAAGCUGUUGCCGACGAAGCCAUUGCCCUGAAGUCCUCGAUCGUAGUCGCGUACCACCCCAUCAUCUUUCGCGGCCUGAAGUCCCUCACCCUCGCAAACUCCCAACAACAGACACUCCUCCGCCUCGCCAGCCAUGGAAUCAGCGUCUACAGUCCUCACACCGCCGUAGACGCAGCACCAGGAGGGCUAGGUGACUGGCUAGCAGACAUCGUAACCGGGACAAAGACAAGCUACGACGCCUCGCCGUCAGCAGCAACCACCCCAGCGCCCCAAAGCGAAGGCGAUCACGACCCUUUCGUACAGCAAAAAGGAGCAGCAACACUAUCCGUCCAGCGACCGACCUUCCUACUGCAACACCACCCCAGCCAAACCACACUCCGCCUCUCUAAAGAUCCGCCGAAGACAACUUCGAUCCCACACACCCGACGCCCCAUCGUCCCUCAAUUACCCGAGAUCAAGACCCAUCCUGGCGCAGGUAUGGGCCGCAUCGUCGAAUUCAACGACGCGCAACCACUCCCCACACUGCUUGACCGGAUAGGCAAGGGUCUCAACAACCCAAAAGGUUUUCCAAUCGCAAUUCCACAAGACGCGAAUAUCGGCGACAUCAAGAUCCGCAGCGUGGGCAUAUGCGCGGGCUCAGGAGGAUCUUUGCUCGGGAACCUGGAUGUCGAUCUGCUGUUCACGGGGGAGAUGAGCCACCACGAGGCGCUUGCGGCGAUUGAGAAGGGGCAGGUGGUGAUUAGCUUGUUUCACAGCAAUUCCGAGAGGGGUUUUUUGGCGGAAGUGCUCAGGGAGCAGUUAGAAGACACGAUUGAGGGCGAGUGGCAGGCUGUUAGGGAGGAAGAGAAGGGCGACGAAAGGCUGAAGGAGGCGUUGGCGGAUCAGGAGUUUGAGGUUGCGGUUAGUGAAGUGGAUAGGGAUCCGUAUGGGAUUGUGGUGUUGAAGGGUGAUGCUGAGGAGAAUGCCUAA